Messenger RNA from Hevea brasiliensis (rubber tree), 2841 nucleotides. Its product is annotated as pentatricopeptide repeat-containing protein At2g33680-like. The record is from RefSeq and is a predicted model, not a curated record. NCBI's taxonomy places the organism in Eukaryota, Viridiplantae, Streptophyta, Magnoliopsida, Malpighiales, Euphorbiaceae. Gene Ontology annotation, molecular function: protein binding; RNA binding. Bases 248 to 2512 code for a protein of 754 amino acids. The transcript has a single exon. Gene Ontology annotation, biological process: RNA modification.
UCAGCCAUGGGGUUUUUGGAGGAUUAUGUUUGAAGUUGAAACCUUCAAAAAACCAUUUACUCCCCCAGCUGAUGUGUUUUACAAGACAACGCUGAUUACAAGAUUGGAUAUUUGUUUUCGUGGAUUAAUUCUGUAGAUGAGAUGCUAAAUUCUGGGAUUUCUUGAAUUCUUGAUUUGCAAUUUUGCAUUUUUCUUUCACUUUUCAUAUUUGCUUGAUUUUCCAUUUUCUUGAAUUGGGAGUUCUGCAAUGACUACUCUUCUUCCCGCCAUUUCACUUCCUUGUCUUUCAAAACCCCAGCAUUUUUUCCUUCCAUUUAAAACAGAGUCUUCCAAUGCCAUCUUCACUGGCUUCUCUUCUUGUAAACCAAUACUUAACAACAGUUUUCAGAACCCAAAAACAAAAAUAACCCAAUGCAGGACCAUCUCAGAUGUAUUUCCCUGUGAAGACACCUUUGUCUUCAGUGACUGGCCUGAGCUCCUUAAAAUCUCAACUGAAUCUAGAGAUUUUUUGUUGGGCCAGGCAAUUCACGCGUAUCUAGUGAAAUCAAGCUCUCAAUGUGAUCCAUUCGAAGGCAAUAAUCUAAUUAGUCUUUAUUUAAAAUUCAAUAGAUUAGAUUUGGCACGGAGGGUGUUCGAUCAAAUGCAUGUAAGAAACACAAUCACCUGGACUUCACUAAUGAAGGGGUAUUUGGAGGAUAAUGAUUUUCAAUCUGUAUUUUGUAUUGCGGGUGAUAUGUUUGAAUUCGGCGAGAAGUUCAAUGAGCACACUUGCACGGUGAUUUUACAAGCAUGUAGCUUCUCAGAGGAUAAGAUAAUCGGGGAACAGAUUCAUUGUUUUGCCAUAAAAUCUGGGUUUGUCGAUAAUGUUUAUGUUGGUACUUCUUUGAUUGCAUUGUACACAAGAGGUGGAUUCUUUGGUGAUGCAGAGAAAGUGUUUGACAGCACGGCUGGUAAAGAUGUGCGUUGUCUAAAUUUUAUGAUUUUGGAAUAUGGGAGGGCCGGAAAUGAGGAAAAGGCUAUUGAGGUUUUCAUAAAUCUACUGAGUUCUGGUUUUGAGCCAAAUGAUUAUACGUUCACUAACAUAAUUAACACGUGCAAUGGAGAUUUAGGUGUAGAGGAGGGUAAACAAUUGCAGGGGCUUGCUUUUAAGUAUGGUGUUCUGAAUGAAACUUCAGUUGGAAAUGCAAUUAUUACAAUGUAUGGAAAAAAUGGAAUGGCUAAGGAGGCCAAGAGAAUGUUUUCUGUAAUGACUGAGAGGAAUGUGAUUUCAUGGACUGCACUUGUAUCAGGCUACUCAAGGAGUGGCUAUGGCAAAAAAGCUGUUGAUGCAUUCAUGGAAUUGCAUUACCUUGGUGUAAACGUUGACUCUAGUUUGUUAACUAUUGUUCUUGAUUGCUGUUCAGAGUACAACUUCUUGGAAUUGGGACUUCAGAUCCACGGAUUUGUGAUAAAGCUUGGUUAUGAAGGUGAUGUUAAUAUUGGGACUGCUUUAGUUGAUUUAUAUGCCAAAUCUGGGAACCUGCAGUCUGCAAGAAGAGUUUUUAAUGGUCUUUCAAUUAAGAGUACUGCUUCUUUCAAUGCCAUUCUGGCUGGAUUUAUGGAAGACAGUGGAAAUGAUGAACAAGACUCCAUGGUUUUAUUUAAUCAGCUCAGGACGGCUGGUAUUAAACCAGAUUUGGUGACUUUUUCGCGAUUACUUAGUUUGUCAGCUAAUCAAGCUUCAUUACAAAGAGGGAGAAGUUUUCAUGCUUAUGCUAUUAAGACAGGAUUUGAAGCUGAUUUUUCUGUAGCUAAUGCUGCGAUUACAAUGUAUGCCAAAUGUGGAAGCAUUGAAGAUGCAAAUAAAAUCUUUAUGGCUAUGAAUGAACAUGACUUUGUAUCUUGGAAUGCCAUGAUUUCUGCUUAUGCUCUUCAUGGCCAAGGCCAAAAGGCUUUAUUGCUAUUUGAAGAAAUGAAGAAAAAAGAAAUUGCUCCUGAUGAGAUCACAAUAUUGGCCAUUCUUCAAGCUUGCACUUACUCUGGUCUAUGGGAAGAUGGAAUAUGCUUAUUCAAUAUGAUGGAGCCAAAAUAUGGAAUUAAACCUUUACUUGUGCACUAUGCUUGUAUGGUUGAUCUUUUGGGUAGAGCUGGCCACUUGUCUGAAGCAAUGGAUAUAAUUAACAAAAGCCCAUUUUCAAAGUCAACCUUGCUUUGGAGAACUUUGGUCAAUGUGUGUAAGUUAUGUGGUGAUUUGAAUUUUGGCAAGUUGGCUUCAAAACAUUUGAUUGAUUUGUCACCUGCUGAGGCUGGAUCUUACAUACUAGUUUCAAAUAUGUAUGCUGGAGAAAAAAUAUUAGAUGAGGCAGCAAAGGUUAGAACAGUUAUGAACGACUUGAAGUUAAGUAAAGAAGUAGGUUGUAGCUGGAUUGAGAUAGAAAAUAAGGUACACCAUUUUGUAGCAAGUGACAACAAUCAUCCACGAAGUAGAGAAAUUUAUGCGAUUUUGGAUCUAUUGAGGGAUGAGAUGAAAUAGAACUGUGAUAGGGCUGAUCUUAAUCUGAUUUGGAAACUUAUAUAAAUUAUAAAUACGAAGAAGAGCACCUGUCCUGCAGAGUUCUCACAAUUCAUAGCAAGUAGCCAUUUGAUUUGGCAUUUGCUCUUCAAGUACUUAAUUUUGUACAUACAAUACAAUACUGUAGUGAUGCCCUUAUGGAUCAACUGUUCAAAUCAUUGACAAAGAUAAAUAGCAGUAGAUGCCAUCAUCAAGAAAUCUUCCCCUUAGCCCUUGUAACUUGUAAGUGGUGCCAUUUUUCUAAUGCAGAAAAAAUCCGGGAUGCCAGUUUAUGGCGGCUUAUUUUUCCA